GCAGGGCUGCUGCUGCAGGAGAUGACCAUGGCGGGGCUGCAUGAGCUGCGCUUCACCGAGGAGAAGCCGCUGCUGCGAGGCCAGGACACUGAUCUGGAGAAUUCGGACGUGUUCCUGUCUGCCGUGGACACGGACUGGAAGGAACAUGACAUUGAGACCCCCUACGGGCUGCUGCACGUGGUCAUCCGGGGCUCCCCCAAGGGCAAUCGCCCGGCUAUCCUGACCUACCAUGAUGUUGGCCUCAACCACAAGCUGUGCUUCAAUACCUUCUUCAACUACGAGGACAUGCAGGAGAUCACGAAGCACUUUGUGGUGUGCCACGUGGAUGCGCCAGGCCAGCAGGCGGGAGCCUCACAGUUCCCGCAGGGGUACCAGUACCCGUCCAUGGACCAGCUGGCUGCCAUGUUACCCAGUGUGGUGCAGCAUUUCGGGUUCAAGUAUGUGAUUGGCAUUGGCGUGGGGGCAGGAGCCUACGUGCUGGCCAAGUUUGCGCUCAUCUUUCCCGACCUGGUGGAAGGGCUGGUCCUCAUGAACAUUGACCCCAAUGGCAAAGGCUGGAUUGACUGGGCAGCUUCCAAGCUCUCAGGCCUCACCAGCACACUGCCAGACAUGGUCCUGUCCCACCUCUUCAGCCAGGAGGAGCUGGUGAACAACACAGAGCUGGUGCAGAGUUACCGGCAGCAGAUCAGCAGUGUGGUGAACCAGUUCAACCUCCAGCUCUUCCUCAACAUGUACAACAGCCGCAGGGACCUGGACAUCAACCGGCCCGGGACCGUGCCCAAUGCCAAGACACUGCGCUGCCCUGUGAUGCUGGUGGUGGGAGACAACGCUCCCGCCGAAGAGGGGGUGGUGGAGUGUAACUCCAAGCUGGAUCCUACCAACACCACCUUCCUGAAGAUGGCUGACUCCGGUGGGCUGCCCCAGGUCACCCAGGUGAGCAACCCCCAGUUUCCCCAAUCAACUGGGUUCGCCCACCUGAAGGAUCGGAGGCUGAGUGGAGGCACAGCGACCUCCCUCACCAGCGCCAGCUCCGUGGACGGUGCCCGCCCGCGUGCCUGCACCCACUCGGAGAGCACCGAGGCCAUGGGGCAGAUCAACCACACCAUGGAGGUAUCGUGCUGAGGCUCAUGCCUGCCGCCGCUGCCAAUGUCGCCUCCAGAGCCAUUGUUCAUCCGUCAGCGUCCCGCCAGCCCCUGCCCGCCUCGCGGAUGCCCUCCACCAGGGCCUGCCACUCCCUCGGGGUUGAUUCGUCUUCUUUGCCUUGGGCUUUUCUCUCCUCGCUGGGCACCGGAGGAGGAGGGGGCUCCACUUUGCCGCCCCCUGGCUCCGGUGCCCAGCUUAGCAGCAGACACACACCCUUCCGUCUUGCUCCUCAUCCUCCCCGGUAUCCAUUUGGCCCUGGCUUGCGAGGGAGGGUGGUGAGACAAGGGCAGGAUAGUGGGAUGGUGGCAGGACGUGGAGAGGAGAUGGGAGGGCGGAUGGGCUCCCGAGGCAGCCCUAGGGCCAGCCAAGCUGGAAGGAAACUGGGGCCAGGGAGCGGCACUGGAUCGGCCCACAGCAUGGCCCAGCACUUGGUUUUGGGGUUGUUUGGGGGGAACUCCUGCUGGGAGCUCGCUGGGCCCUUCCCAAGUAGCUGGCCCUGUUUCCCUUCCUCACAGCCCUCCACUAGCAUGGCAUUGCCCAGCACAGUCAGGUUCAGCUGCCAUGGAGUCCAAAUUUCCCUGUGCCCUGGCCCAGGCUGGGUCCCCAGUGGGCUGCCCUGGGGCCAUAGGGCUCCAGCUCAGCUCUGUCAGGCCCUGGGAGCCGCCAGGGCAUGAGUGUGGCCUGCGAGGCCCUAUGCCCCAGCCCCUUGCCUGCAGCAGGCACUUCCUUGGCCCCGUUUUUGUUGCAAGAAA
Molecule: messenger RNA, 1895 nt
Organism: Struthio camelus australis
Lineage: Eukaryota; Metazoa; Chordata; Aves; Struthioniformes; Struthionidae
Source: RefSeq, a predicted model, not a curated record